AUGUCAAGCGACGAAACGGUCUUAACAGGCUAUUCGCUAAUUGAAAAAGAGUCAGUCAAUUUUAGAUGGGUAAUAAGCGAUUACAUAUUGAUUUUGGAAAAAGGAGACGGUAAAAUAAGAUCGCCACUAUUUAGUGUCAAUAGUGACGAUAAAAUAGAGUUUCAAUUGGAACUCAAGAAAAGCUUUGUUGAUGAACUUGACAAGUACCGCAAGUUCAUAAGGACAUUGACUAGGCGUUUAUCUCUUAUGCACGUCGUUAAAAAUAAUAAAAUAACACCAUGCGAGUACAAGAUAUCAGUUAUUCGAGAUGGAAAAUCUCCGGAAACCCACGCGGAUCAUUGUACAUUUUCUACGUCUAAAAGCGAAAAUGUGAUUUUUAACCUUGCCGCAGACAAACUGCAUAGAUUCGUAUUGCCUACGGGUGCGUUGACUAUUCUCUGCGAAUUGGAAGUUGUCACGGGGGAUCAGAAAAACUCCUUGAAGUACGAAUCCACCGUUGCGAAUCAUGCGGUAGCAUCUAAAUAUAAUUUCGACUGGAUAUUUCUCAAUGAAAAUUUGAGCGACGUCAAGCUACGAGUUGCGUGCGGAAAAGAAAUUCCAGCCCAUAAAGUCGUGCUCGCUAACGCGAGUCCAGUGUUCAAGGCCAUGUUCAGCCUCGACAUGUUGGAAAACAAAAGCAACUCGGUCGAUAUGGUUGACAUUAGUCACGAAGCUGCGGUUGAGAUGCUGCGAUACGUCUACACGGGUAGAGUGGAAAAUGAGGAAAUUUCCUUGACCAUCGACCUUCUGGCAGCCGCUGACAAAUAUCAACUUCAAGAGUUGAAAGAUAAAUGUGAAAAAAUAUUGUCCACCAAUUUAUCGUCCGGAAAUGCCAUUGAAGUUCUCACGAUUGCCGAUAAAUACGAUAUGAGUGGUUUGAAAAAAGAUGCGAUACAUUUAGUUAAACGCUGCAUAAAUAAACCCGCCGUUUCCGAUGAUGCGAGUACGAUAAUUCUCGGUAUGGCAGAAUUUCUCUCGAAAUGA
Trichogramma pretiosum is the source of this 1023-nucleotide messenger RNA. RefSeq names its product protein roadkill-like. Gene Ontology annotation, biological process: regulation of proteolysis; proteasome-mediated ubiquitin-dependent protein catabolic process. NCBI's taxonomy places the organism in Eukaryota, Metazoa, Arthropoda, Insecta, Hymenoptera, Trichogrammatidae. The transcript has a single exon. Gene Ontology annotation, cellular component: cytoplasm; nucleus. Gene Ontology annotation, molecular function: ubiquitin protein ligase binding. The record is from RefSeq and is a predicted model, not a curated record. The coding region runs from base 1 to 1023 and encodes 340 amino acids.